CCGCCUCUGAUGGCCUCGUGAAGGUCGUUGUUUUUCGUAAAUAAUCGGGUAUGCCUUGACUUCAUUGAUGUUACCGCUUGCUAACUGACGUAAUUGAUAAAAUGACGUAAUAAAUGAAUAACAUGGCAAGCACACAUACAUCUCCCGAUGACGAUGGCUAUAAAUGUAUUGUCGAUAACACCCGUAAUGUUACGUACGGAUCAAGUGAUAACCACCCCGAAAUGGAAGAAAUGGGGAGCUGUUCCAGUCUUAACAGACAGGACCCAUAUGAGAGAAGUUUGGGGGAAGACCACUGGGAAAUGAACUACCAUGAAGCUGCGAUAUAUUUAGAAGAGGGUAGAAACAACGAAAAAUUCGACUCCCAUCCAAGUCACCCCAGUGACUUGCCAGCCUAUUUAUUAGUCCACAACUCAUGGUAUUAUGGUUUUGAUCUCUUUUUCUCUUUAAUUUUACUACUUUUGGCCCUUUUUGAAGAGCCCACCACCGAUCAUUUAAAGUUACCAGUCGGAAUCCAUGGUACCCUAGAAUUGGUCGCCCUCACGGUAAUUGGGGCCGAACUAGCAUUAAAGUUACGAUGGAUUGGUUGGAGUGCAAUCCUCAAACAUAAGCGCACCAUGAUCAAAGGUUGUACGCUUGUUAUAAUGGUCGUAGAAGCGCUGGUGGUCCUUAUUCGUCAAUCGUCUCAUUUCCGGGUGACAAGAGCGCUACGUCCUAUAUUUUUAGUAGACACGAGGGCCAUGGGGGGCGUUAGACGUUUCAUAAGGCAAAUACUCCAGUCGUUACCCCCCAUUCUUGACAUGAUGGCCCUCUUACUAUUUCUGGUCUGCAGUUACACCCUUCUGGGCUAUUUCCUCUUCUCUAAGCAGCCAAACAGCAUGUAUUUCAAGACUUUACAAGACAGUUUCGUCAGCAUGUUCGUCCUCUUAACAACCGCUAAUUUUCCCGACGUAAUGAUGCCAGCCUAUGCUGUUUCUAAAUGGUACGCGGCGUUCUUUAUCUCUUACAUUUCAAUGGUUCUGUACGUUUUAAUGAACUUGGUGAGAAGCUGUUUUGUUUUUUUCAAAAUAGGUAUUCCAAUUUUUUUUUUUUGUGAUUGUCUUUUUUAUUGUAUUUACAGAAACACGACGGUGGAGGAUUACUACAAAUACAGUACCAACACGACCAGUGCUCUUGGUUAUUAUUAUUUAAACAAUUUCAAGGAUUUAUUAACAACUGGAGUGACCCUGUUCGAACUGACCGUUGUUAAUAACUGGUUUAUUGUAAUGGAGGCUUAUUCGAUAGUCCUCCAUCCGUCUUCGCGACUUUAUUUUAUGUUGUUUUAUUUAUUUACCAUGGUCGUAUUAACUAUCGUUGUGGCCUCUGUAUUGGAAGCCUUUCGUUUCCGGAUUCAAUACAAAAAGCAGACGAGUAAAAAAGACGAGGAACGAAUGUUAGUUGAAGAAGUGAUCAUCGAUUGGAAUACUUUGCAAAAUUUGGUCCAAGAUCCGGUACUUUUAGACAAACUCAGGGACUCCUUUGUUCCAGGGGGUGUUUCGUAUUACGUGGGUCGUCGUCAGCGUACCAGAGACGUAUUACAACACCGAAUGUACGCCUCUGAAAUAGACAAUUGGAUCAGAGAAACCUCUGUAAGUAACUCUUUCGAACUCGUGAUGGCAGAUGAGGGAGGAGACCCUACUAAUCCACACAAUGAUCGACUAAUCUAAUCCCAGACAUUAAGUAGGUAUUUUCUUUUAAUUUUUUGAAC
Messenger RNA from Agrilus planipennis (emerald ash borer), 1744 nucleotides. RefSeq names its product two pore calcium channel protein 1-like. Gene Ontology annotation, molecular function: monoatomic ion channel activity; voltage-gated channel activity. Bases 114 to 1703 code for a protein of 529 amino acids. The record is from RefSeq and is a predicted model, not a curated record. Gene Ontology annotation, biological process: transmembrane transport; monoatomic ion transport. The transcript is spliced from 9 exons. NCBI's taxonomy places the organism in Eukaryota, Metazoa, Arthropoda, Insecta, Coleoptera, Buprestidae. Gene Ontology annotation, cellular component: endosome membrane; lysosomal membrane.